CCAAACCGACACCAAACCCUACGUACCGAGCACAACACCGGGAGCGGCGCGCGGCGGCAUGGGCACGGGGACGGGGGUCGGCGCGCCCGCCGACCUGGUCCUGAAGGCGGCGUGCGAGCGCUGCGGCGCCGCGUCGGACCUCUACGGCACGUCGUGCCGGCACACCACCCUCUGCACCGGCUGCGGCAGGGCCGUGGCGCGCGCCCGCGGGCGCUGCGCCGUCUGUGCCGCCCCCGUCACCAGGCUCAUCCGGGAGUACGAUGUCCGGGUGGAUACCUCCGCGGAGAAGGCCCACUUCAUCGGCAGGUUCACCACCGGCUUGCCGCCCUUGUCGAAGAAGAGGAGCGCGGGGAACAGGUGGUCUCUCCGCAAGGAUGUCCCGCAAGGACGGCAGCUUACCGGGAACAUGCGGGAGAAGUACUACAGCAGGCGGCCUUGGUUUUUGGAGGAUGAGAUAUGUGAACAUCAGUAUCAAGGCCAAAUUGAAGACUCACCGGCUACAUACUAUUCACUAACGUUGAAAGGCAAGGAGAUCACUGCUGUUCCAGUUGGUUCCUGGUACAACUUCAGUAAAGUUGCACAGUAUAAACAGCUGACCUUGGAAGAAGCUGAAGAGAAGAUGAAUAGAAGGAGAAAUAGUGCAUUUGGAUAUGAACGGUGGCUGAUGAAGGCAGCUACAAAUGGAGCUGCUGCCUUUAGUUCGGAUGUGAAGAGGCUUGACGAUGUAAAUGGAGGGGUAACAAAUGGGGUUCACCCCAAGAAAGAAGAUAUGAAUGGGAAUGGAAAUCAAUCUGUCAAAGUUGAGGAGGACGAAGAAGGGGAAGCUGAAAGGAGAAACAGGGUUGGGCUUACUACUAAAGGCAUCGAUGAGGACGGCGAGGAAAGCGGGAAGGACAGAGACUUCGAUUUGGAUGAUGAAAUUGAGAAAGGUGAUGAUUGGGAGCACGAAGAAACCUUCACUGAUGAUGAUGAGACUCUGGACAUUGAUAUAGAGGAAAGACCUGAUUUAGCAGAUCCUGAGGCUGCUCCUCCUGAAAUUAAGCAGGAUGACAACGAGAAUGAAUUAGGCAGCAGCGACAACUUGAGCAAGUCCGGUCAGGAGCUAAAAAAGCUACUCCGCCGAGCUGCUGGGGAAAAUGAGUCUGACACCGACGACAAAAACACAGAUGAAGAUGAACCAUCAUCGCCAGAAUGUGCUCCAAAACAACUGGUUGUACCCAAAAAUGAACAAGUGGAUAGCAACCUUGCUAAACCAACACCAUCAGCGCACGCUCAGGACCCUACACCUCCAUCCAAAGCCACUCAAAAGAGGAGAUCAGGGGGUGGUGGUGCAAAUACUUCUAAUGCUGCAGCCUCCAAAAAGAUAAAGACAGAACCUGUAACCAGAAUGUUGUCUGUCAAGGAUGAAAUUCCGUCUUCUUUGGAACCAACUUCAGAAGCAUCUCUUCCAGCAAGUACGGCAGAAUUAUCACCCAUCACAGAGGAGGAAGUCAGGACAGUACUUCGUGCACUUGCACCAGUCACAUCUCAAGAUCUGGUGUUGAGGUUCAGGCCUCGUUUAGUAACUCAAGAGGACAAAAGAGCAUUUCUUAACAUUGUGAAGAAAAUCUCUCACAUGUUUAAGAACAACGGCCGUAACUACCUCGUCCUUCGGCAGGAACACAAGUGAACAGACAAAUUACCCCACCUGUAUAUGGCCAUAGUGUUAUGCCCUUCUAUCAUAACAGCCAUCUGGAUACCGUAGAUUUGUUUCGGAAAUGCAGGAUACAACAGUGUAACGGAUUCGUUUAUUCCUCAGUGCAACAAAAUAGAUCAUUCUUUUUUUCCCCUUC
Panicum hallii is the source of this 1832-nucleotide messenger RNA. Its product is annotated as transcription initiation factor IIF subunit alpha-like. The transcript is spliced from 9 exons. NCBI's taxonomy places the organism in Eukaryota, Viridiplantae, Streptophyta, Magnoliopsida, Poales, Poaceae. Gene Ontology annotation, cellular component: transcription factor TFIIF complex; nucleus. The coding region runs from base 59 to 1669 and encodes 536 amino acids. Gene Ontology annotation, molecular function: RNA polymerase II general transcription initiation factor activity; TFIIF-class transcription factor complex binding; DNA binding. The record is from RefSeq and is a predicted model, not a curated record. Gene Ontology annotation, biological process: transcription initiation at RNA polymerase II promoter; positive regulation of transcription elongation by RNA polymerase II.